GGGGAUUACCGUGGCGGUUGGAGGGGCGGUAUGGCGCUCUGAUACGCGGCAGGAGGUUAUUGGGAGAUAGGUGAGACGCUCCUUGGGCUGUUGUUUUUGUUUGUUGGGGAGAAGGAUGGUAGAUUGACCUGGAUGUUUAGUCUAUCAAGACUUCUCAACCUACCUUUUUCAUUUUUUUUUUUCACCUUGGGAGACAAAACACUACGAUUGAUGGCGAGGGGACGGCGAGGCAGAAUUGUACAUGAUGCAAGAAGAAAUCGGCAUCAGCGAGAAGCACCCGUUGCGUUGGGAAGGGGGGCGGAGAUUGAUUGUACAUGCAUGCACUCAUGGUGGCAAGGAAGACUGUACAUAAGACAUUGGGUUCAUUGGAGUUUACGGGCAUCCGGGAUCAGGGACAAAUUGAUGGGUUCGCGUGGUUGUAUCAUCCGAUCUUAGUAGUGGCAGCCUCAGCCUGGUGCCUUGGUGCCUGUAUGCCUUGGUGUCUGUUGCGC
Molecule: messenger RNA, 491 nt
Organism: Aspergillus heteromorphus CBS 117.55
Lineage: Eukaryota; Fungi; Ascomycota; Eurotiomycetes; Eurotiales; Aspergillaceae
Exons: 1
Coding region: 133-435 (100 amino acids)
Source: RefSeq, a predicted model, not a curated record